AGGUCCCGCCCUGGAGCAGACUUCCUGGUCUGCAGACAUCCCGGGUGAGCAACAGCAGCAGAGGACCCCAGAGCCAUGGGGCGCACUCGCGACGCCAUCCUGGACGCGCUGGAGAACCUGACUGCAGACGAGUUCAAGAAGUUCAAGCUGAAGCUACUUUCAGUGCCGCUGCGCGAAGGCUAUGGGCGCAUCCCGCGGGGGACACUGAUGUCCAUGGACGCCAUGGACCUCACAGACAAGCUCGUCUCUUUCUAUCUGGAAGAGUACAGCGCAGAGCUCACCGCGGUCGUGCUGCGUGAGAUUGGCAUGCAAGAGACAGCGGAGCAGCUGCAGGAGAUGACGCGCAAAGGUCCCACUCCAGGGCCUGGUGGGAUCCAGGAUCACCAGACUGCAAUCAAGCCAGGAUUGCACUUCGUGGACCAGCACCGGGCAGCCCUCAUCACGCGUGUCACAGACGUGGAUGGGGUGCUGGACGACCUGUACGGGAAAGUCCUGUCAGAGGAGCAGUACGGGGCAGUGCGGGCAGAGUCCACCAACCCAAUGAAGAUGAGGAAGCUCCUCAGCUUUGCUCCAGCCUGGGACAAGACCUGCAAAGAUCUGCUCCUUCAGGCCCUGAAGAACACCCACCCCUACCUGGUGGUCGACCUGGAGAAAAGUUGAGGUGUCUUCCCCAACAGCAGCCCCAUAUGGAGUCCCUGGCAGUUCCAGCCAACUCACCCCAAAUCUGAAUCUUUUUUUAUACACAAUAUAUGAAAAGCCAACUUGUA
This is a messenger RNA of Callorhinus ursinus (northern fur seal), 767 nucleotides long. Lineage: Eukaryota; Metazoa; Chordata; Mammalia; Carnivora; Otariidae. The record is from RefSeq and is a predicted model, not a curated record.